AUGGUUUCAAACGAGUGAUUCUUAACUUGCAAGUUCUGUAAAAAGGCUAACGUCUCACUUAGUAGAGGAGCACAUGUGCCGUAGUAUAAAUGGGUCUAUAUAUUUAAACCUAUAUAUGUUGAAAAGAGACGAAAUCAGAUAAUAUUUUAAACGAUAACAAUAAAGUAAACGUAUUACCUUGAUCAGCACUGUACACCAGUCGACGAACACAUAACACGGUAUAUAUAAACGUUUGUGCCUUUUACCCGUUCUUCAGUUGGAAAUUACACACAGUAUAAUUACGAGAAAUCUUGAAUGUUGCGAAGUGUUUCGAAACUAGUGGACGUUAUUCAUUGACAGACUUCGUAGUGCCACCAAACGUCAAUUUUGCGAAAAUGAAAUAAGUAAAAUAAACAUUAGUUUGCAUAUACUCUAAGGUGAUCAAGAACGGUUGAGUUAAAAAUGGAUAAAAGUCAGAAGAAAAAAGUGAAUAAUCCACGUCAAAACGCCAACCCAUUCUCCAUUCUUACUUUUUGGUGGAUUCUAAAAUUAUUCAUUGUGGGCUAUAAAAAAGAAUUGGAGGAAGAUGAUUUGUAUUCUCCAUUACGAGAAGAUAGAAGUAGCUGUUUGGGGCAACGUAUUGUGAAGAAUUGGGAAAACGAAGUGAAACGAUGUGAAAAGAAAAAAGACAAUUCGAAGCCAAACUUAUUUAGAGUACUUUAUAAAUGCUUCGGUAAAAUAGUCAUGAACACUGGACUAGGACUAUUUUUUCUAGAGUUCGUCAUACGAAUCAUGCAACCGUUCUUACUCGCCAAAUUACUACGUUACUUCUCAGGGAGUAGAAAAGACUGGACUAAUGAUAUAUAUUAUUAUGCUGCAGCUUUCUGCUUUUUACCUUUAUUAGAUGCUAUGAUCCUUCAUUGGGCCUUACAGAAUCUAAUGCAUGUGGGAAUGAAGGUCAGAGUGGCUUGUUGUACUUUAAUUUAUAGAAAAAUACUUAGAUUGUCCAAUUCUGUUUUGGAAAAUGAAACAUCGGCUGGACAGAUGGUCAAUUUCUUAAGCAACGAUGUAAAUAGGCUCGAUUACUUCGUUUUUAGUAUUCAUUAUUUAUGGAUUGGUCCGCUUCAGGUGUUUUUAAUAGCGUACCUUAUAUUUCGUGAAAUUGGAGUGGGUGCUAUCACAGGAAUGACAACAUUUUUAUUAUGUAUACCAUUACAAUUAUAUUUUGGUAGAAAAGUAUCGCGCUUAACUCUUGUGUCGGCGCAAAAAACUGAUGACAGGUUAAGAUUAAUGAAUCAGAUCAUAGCUGGAGUAGAAAUAAUUAAGAUGUACGUUUGGGAAAUACCAUACUCCCUUCUCGUGGAAAAAGCCAGACGGAAAGAAGUUAACGUAAUAAAGAAGUAUUCUAUCAUUGAACAAAUUGGUUUAACAUUUGAUGUCUUUGUUCCCCGAGUUAGUUUAUUUAUUACUAUAUUGACAUAUGUUUUUACCGGAAAUACUAUUGAUGCCGAGAAAGUAUUUAUGACAACAGCAUUUUACACUAUUUUACGAAGUUCUAUGGCUACUGGUUUUUCUUUGAGUGUUCACCAAUUAGCAGAAGCAUUGGUGUCUAUAAAACGUCUCGAAAAAUUCAUGAUGCAUCCCGAAGUCUCUCCACCACAAAAAAUUCCGAAUCAAGUAGCGACACCAUCUAUUCCCAUUUACUUAAAAAACGUCACUGCCAGAUGGGAUGAAUCCAGAGAUUACACCUUAAACAAUAUCGAUUUAACAGUACGAGCUGGUAGUUUUAUAGCUAUUAUUGGUCAGAUAGGCUCAGGAAAAAGCAGUUUAUUGCAAGCAAUGCUUCGUGAAUUGUCAUUACAAGAUGGAAUAUUAGAAACCAGUGGAAAAAUAAGUUUCGCUGAUCAACGACCAUGGUUGUUUGCUUCCUCCAUGAGACAAAAUAUUCUUUUUGGCCAACCAAUGAAUGAAACUCAUUACAACGAAGUGAUUCGUGUUUGUCAAUUGAAACGCGAUGUGGAUUCGUUUACACAUAAAGACAGAACCAUGGUUGGAGAAAGGGGAAUCAAUUUAAGCGGUGGUCAACGAGCUAGAAUUAAUCUAGCACGGGCACUCUAUAUUGACGCUGAUAUUUAUCUUCUGGACGAUCCUUUAUCAGCGGUCGACACACAUGUCGGUAGUCGCAUUGUAGAUGAAUGUAUAUGUGGUUUUCUUAAAGGUAAAACUCGAAUCCUAGUCACUCAUCAAGUACAAUACUUAAAAGCUGCCGAUCAGAUAAUCGUGAUGAACAACGGCAGUGUUCAAGCAAAGGGUAAUUUUGAGGAGUUGCAAAGUAUGAACUUGGAUCUUAUGAAAAUUUUUCAAGAGAUCGAGGAUAAAUCAGAAUCUACUGAGGCUGAAAUUAUGAUCAAAAAGCGGCAAACUAUGGAGGAAACGAAGAAAGAGGAGGAUCCAAUCGCAGCACAAGAACCUGUCGAAAUAUUGGAAACAAGAACGAAGGGAAAACUUUCUUAUAAGGUUUUCUUCGCUUACUGGAAGGCAAGCAAAAAUAUUUUUCUGGUUUUUCUGAUGGUGACUCUAUUCAUAUUGUUUCAAAUGAUGGCUAGUGGUAGCGAUUAUUUGCUCGCGUUUUGGGUAAAUACAGAAGUGAUGUCGAUUACAAACGAUAAUGGUACACUGGAUUUUCAAUGGUUUAGUCCACUGUCUCGUGAUGCAAUUAUUUAUCUUUAUAGUGGUCUGACCAUGGGCACCGUUUGUAUAUAUGUGAUUCAAGCGUUCACGUACUAUGGAGUUUGCAUGCGAUCUUCAAAAAAUUUACACGCGCAUAUGUUUCGUAGUAUCGUACGUGCUGUGAUGUACUUUUACAACACAAAUCCUGCUGGUCGAAUAUUGAACAGAUUUUCUAAGGAUAUCGGUACUAUUGAUAAAAAACUGGCUUUUACCAUGUUCGACGUUGCCAUAAUGUUCUUAAAUUUUGUGGGAACAAUAGUGAUUGUUGUUACAGUAAGUGCGUGGCUGCUAAUACCAACGAUUGUCGUUAUAAUCCUUUUCUACUAUAUGCGAGUUGUAUACAUUUCAACUAGCCGUGCUAUUAAACGUAUGGAGGGCAUAACCCGAUCACCAGUGUUCGAUCACUUGGGUGCAACUUUGCAAGGUUUAACGACUAUCAGAGCAUUUAAAGCUGAGAAAAUAGUAACUACAAACUUCGAUGAUCAUCAGGAUCUUCACACUUCUACCUGGUUUAUAUUCAUCUCUACUUCACGAGCUUUCGGUUUUUACAUUGAAGUAUUUUGUUUGAUUUAUGUAGCAAUUAUCACAGUUAUAUUUCUCAUAUUCGAUAAUCUCGCUGUUGCUGGAGAUAUUGGUCUAGUAAUUACACAAAUCACUGCCAUUGUUGGAAUUUUACAAUGGGGUAUGAGACAAACUGCUGAAUUAGAAAAUGACAUGACCUCUAUCGAAAGAGUCUUAGAAUACAGCCGUCUUGAAGAAGAACCUUUUUUGGAUAGUAUACCAGAGAAGAAACCACCAAACGAAUGGCCCACAAAGGGUUUGGUUGAAUUCAGAAACGUCAAAUUAAAAUAUGGCCCUAAAAGUGCUUACGUUUUAAAUAAUAUUAAUUUCGUCAUCAAGCCUAAGGAAAAAGUGGGAGUUGUUGGAAGAACUGGUGCUGGAAAGACAUCGUUAAUUAGCGCUCUCUUCCGNUUAGCAUAUAUACAAGGAGACAUAAUUAUAGAUGGUAUACCUACAGAUACAAUUGCAUUACAUGACUUCCGUUCAAAAAUUAGUAUUAUACCUCAAGAACCAAUUUUAUUCGGAGGAAGUCUUCGACGAAAUUUAGAUCCUUUUGAUGAAUAUUCCGAUAAUGUUUUAUGGAACGCUUUACAAGAAGUGGAAUUAAAAGAAACAAUUUCAGAAAUGUUGGCAGGUUUAGACAGUAAAGUAUCGGAAGAAGGAUCAAACUUUAGCGUUGGACAACGUCAAUUAUUAUGCCUUGUUCGAGCACUAAUUAGAAAUAAUAAAAUUAUGGUGCUUGAUGAAGCCACUGCUAAUGUUGAUGCACAAACUGAUUUUAUGAUUCAACAAACAGUUAGAAAAAAGUUUAUGGAUUGUACUGUAUUCACUAUAGCACAUAGAUUAAAUACCAUAAUGGAUAGUGAUAAAAUACUUGUGAUGGACCAAGGUCAACUAGUGGAAUGUGAUCAUCCAUACGUUUUGCUACAAAAGAAAGGAUAUUUUUACAAUAUGGUACAGCAAACAGGUCUUGCAAUGGCAAAUAGUCUAUUAGAAAUAGCAAAGAAUUGUUUUUAUAAAAACAACGAAGCAUCCUCUUGAUGAUGGCUCAACUUUAAUAUUCAAGUUAUAUGAUAUUUAAGCAAAAUCUUUUUGUACGUCCAAUUUAUA
Messenger RNA from Eufriesea mexicana, 4380 nucleotides. RefSeq names its product probable multidrug resistance-associated protein lethal(2)03659. Bases 442 to 4311 code for a protein of 1289 amino acids. Gene Ontology annotation, molecular function: ATP hydrolysis activity; ABC-type transporter activity; ATP binding. The transcript is spliced from 13 exons. The record is from RefSeq and is a predicted model, not a curated record. Lineage: Eukaryota; Metazoa; Arthropoda; Insecta; Hymenoptera; Apidae. Gene Ontology annotation, cellular component: membrane. Gene Ontology annotation, biological process: transmembrane transport.